AUGUCAACUGUCAAUCCAACAGCCACUUCCCCAACGCCUUCCCAGCAGCUGACAUCCACCUAGCUGAUUGGUAUGCUGGACAACAAAACGAACUUGUCAUCAAAGGCAUCAAGCAUGAACUCCAGGAAAAAUUACUACGACGAGGAGGGUGAUGAAGAUGAAAUCGCUAUUGAAAAUGGUACUUAAGUAGAGGAUUGCUAAACCACCACCUUCGAUUCAAUGUUUUACACAGACCUAGCUAGUAUUCCAAUAAACGAUUUUAAGAAAGCCUCUGGGAAGAAAGAGAAGGCAAAGCCUCCUAGAAGAGGCAGGGGCAGACCACCUCAUUCGUUCAAUAAAGCCAAAGCAUGA
Stylonychia lemnae is the source of this 351-nucleotide messenger RNA. Lineage: Eukaryota; Ciliophora; Spirotrichea; Sporadotrichida; Oxytrichidae. The record is from the annotation of a GenBank genome assembly.